CGAGCCAGACGCUGAGCGUCUCAUUCUGUUUUGUAAUUUCACAAACAGCUGUGAAAUACAAUCGUCUUUUGAGGAAGAGUUGGCAUUGAAGUCCUUCACCUCUCUUCUUGCAAAGAACGCUUCCUGCUCUACCUCAUCCUACAACUCAGAUCUGCAAAUCUUCCUUGAGCCUAAACCCACCUGUAGGGAAGCUCACAACACCCACUCUGGCCAUCGCAACCCACCCUGACUCUCAUAUCUCCUGCCAACUCAUAACAUUUCCUGUAGACCUCAAAGAGUGUCAUCUGGUCAAAUUCCUGACACCCCACAAUCCUGCUUUUCUAGCCAUUCUUCUAAACAGUGUAUUUACACCACUGAACCAACUGUGCUCCCUACCUACAACCACACCCAAUCACUCAUGGCUUCUCCAAAGUUAGGUGUGUCAGCUACUACAACCUUAUCUUCAUCAUCCUCUUCUGCUGCUUCUCUCUGCGCACUUCCACAUCCUGGAAGUCCCAGUCCUUUGCCUGGAGGUCCCCCAAGCCCAGUUACACCUUCUUCCAGCCCAAGUACAGUACCUCCAGCCCCAGCAUGUGCACCUGUCAGCAUCGCAUUCAUCCUUGAAGAGCUACGUGUGCUGCAGCAGAGGCAAAUCCAUCAGAUGCAGAUGACUGAAGAGAUCUGUAAGCAAGUAUUAAGGCUGGGAGGAGCUUCUUGUGAACUGGAUUCAAUGCCAUUCAUACUACCCCCUCUGCCACAGCUCUGUUUGAAGGUUUCUGAAAGCAACCCCAAACCCUCUCUGCAAAGCUCAUCACCUCCCCCUACAUCUGUGGCUCCCCUUUUGGCCUGUGUAUCAUCCUUGUUUCCCUCCCAGACCACCACUAAGUCCUCCAAGCAUGCACACUCUCUUUUGAAUGUCUUACGCCCCCAUAAAACACAGUUUGACAGUGGGGUAAUUACUCCAGCAAACUUUACCAGUCAUACAAGUACUCACUCUUCCACAUCCUCACUAAUAUCCACAUCUGCUACCAUAAACUAUCCACUCACACCUUCCCUUUGCCUACCAGCCCAAAAUGCAUAUGAGAAAGCAUCUGACAUCACAGAAGCCAGAGGGAAGAGUUGUCUGACUUUCCCAAACCAAGCUAUGCAAGCAGCUGCUGCCCCUUCAGCCCCCUCACUGGAUCCAAAACUAUCUGUGCAAGAAGGUACAACUUUAACAUCAGGGCGUAUGCAGCAUGCAUGUCGCUUUUGUCGGAAGAUCUUCAGCAGUGAUUCAUCCCUGCAGAUACACUUGCGCUCACACACAGGGGAACGUCCAUACCAGUGCCCAAUAUGUUUCAGUCGAUUCACCACACGAGGGAAUCUCAAGGUCCACUUCUUGCGGCAUCGUGAGCAAAACCCUGAACUCUCUUUUUCUUUGUUUCCCUGUUCCCUAUUUGGAUCUGUGACAGGGGGGUCAAUGACAGGAUCAGCACAAACUCAAACUAUUUCCUCAACCAACAUGAGUGCUGCUCAGAGGCAUCAGAAACUGCAAGAAGGGGAUGGUCUAUGUGGUGAGAAUCUUGAGGGUGCUACUGCUUUACCACAUACCACAACAUCAUCUCUGCCUCCAAGUAUUGAUUUGGCCCUGCUGACCACUGCACACUCUCUCCUUCAGUUCAACCGUGCUGCUGCUGCUGCAGCUGCCGCAGCCUCUAAAUCCUCUACCUCUUCAGUUACAUCCUCAUCCUCUUCCUCUCUUGCCUCCACCCUUCUUUCAUCCCCUGCCUCAUCCACAUCAUCUGCUGCUGGUGUGUUUAAAGGAGUGAAACAACAGUGCUUUGAUGAGAACACCCCUCCACUACCUACCCUACUCCCCCAUUCUGCUUAUUCACAGCUUGCCAGCUUACCCAAAAUCUUCUUCCCGGCAUCUUCAAGCCACCAUCAUCCUGGCCAUGGUCUUUUGAGGCCCCCAACUACAACAGGAUCCUUCCUUACAACCCCACAACAACAGAUCACAUUCCCUUUCACAGCCUCUUCCACUGCCACAUCCAUCUCAACCUCCGCCUUAACCUCAGACACAUCAAAACUGCAGAAACUGGUGGAGAAGUUAGAGAAGCAACCUCAUGAUCAGUCCCACUGGGUUUCAUCCUUUGGGAAAUCUUCUGCCAGUAGCUACAGCACAGCAGGAGGUUUAAGCAAUAACAGCAGUAGUUUAAUGAGCACAAGAAGUUUCAGUACAAAUGCAGUCACCUCACCUCCAUCAACUUCAGUCCAGAUACCAUCAUCUAUUUUCAACAAGGAGUCCCCUUAUCUGGGUCUUAUGAAUUCAGCUGGAGCACUUGCCCAUAAUCAGUGUAGUGUGUGUCUUCGAGUGCUAAGUUGCCCAAGAGCACUACGUUUGCACCAGGCUACCCAUUUAGGUGAGCGCCCCUUCCCCUGCAAGCUGUGUGGUCGUUCCUUAUCAACUAAAGGAAGCCUUCGAGCUCACCUUGCCACCCAUCGAGCACGGCCACCAAGCAGUCGUGCACAAAAUUCUUGCCCCUUAUGUCAGCGAAAGUUUACUAAUGCGCUUGUGCUGCAACAUCAUAUUCGCAUGCAUUUAGGAGGACAGCUACCACCAGAGCAUCUGCCUGAAAUUUCAAUGGAAAGUGAUACUUUGUCCCAUUCCCAGUCUAUUGAACUCCCUACUUCAGAGAUCAGCCCUAGGACUACUGAUGUUCAGUUACCACAUGCUGAUAAAGAAACAGUUUUAGAUUUGAAAUGUUCCAUUAGUAGUCAUUCUGACCCCCUUGCGGUCAGUACUGCUCCCACAGUAUGUCCUGUAACCUCCAGUCUACCUUGUUCACUGAGCCCAGGUCCCAUACCACCUUUUGACCUAAGCCCUGACCCUACUCUGAAUCUAACCACCCAUUCACCUCCAACAGGCAGUGGAGAUACCCCUGUCUUCCCUCUCAGUGUACCCUCUCCAGAAGAAUCUGCUGACUGUCUUCUUCCUUCCACUACCCACUCAAUCUCUGCAACAACUGGUUCUUCUGCCUUUGAUGAACUAUAUUUUGAAUGUUCCAGCAACACUGCCUUCCUAGGUGAUAAAAAAAUGUCCUGCUCCUCUGUUUCAAUGAAAGCCAGUCCACACAGCGAUGACUGUGAAUUUAGUGAAAAUAGAUCUCCCUUGCCUAUUCCUGCAUCAAGAUCACAGUUGGAAGAUCUUUUUAGUAUACAAGCUUGUCAUACAUCAAAAGAUCCUCUACCACAUCCAGCAUCAGAACUACUGGAGCCUGACCAAGGCCAUGUUGAAACAUCCAGUUCAAUCGCCCAAGAGUUUUGUGAGGAUGAAAAUAAUGAAGAUAAAGCACACAAAACACCAAAGAAUGCUCAAAGGGGAACUCCAGAUUUGAGUAUUAAUGCAAAUAUAGUAUCAGACACUUUAAACAAGACAAUUGAGGAUGCAGCUGUGACUGUGCCAGAGGAGCUUGACACACAAGCUGCAAAGACCAUAAAGGAAGCUCACUGUAGUUUAAUUGCAAAGGAUAAAGCUGACCUUAAAGAUACAACUGGAACUGAAAAGAAUAGAACAGAAUCAACUGUAUGCCUAUCACUGACUCCCAGUCUUCCAUCUCCCAUGCCAGAGAGAAAAACCUACCACUGUUCUGAAUGUGGAAAAGAGUAUGCAAGUCGCAGUGGAUUGAAGGGACAUAUGAAGCAUCAUGGAGGAUUUGUCAAGGCUACUCGAGCUCCUGCUAAAACGAAGGGCCCAGAGAGAGAGUUGCGUCAGGAGCGGUCAGAAAUACACCAUGAGUCUCUUCUACCACCUGGGCAUCAGUGAGCUUCUUGAACAAUACCAAGCCCUCCUUAACAUCAGCACAUGUCAGAGCUUUUCACAUUUUCGCUUCUUGUUUUCAAGGAGAAUGGGACAAAGUUUUGAAAUUAAUGUAAUAGAAGACAUAGGAACCUGAAGGAUAUUAUGGAUCUUGAUCUUGAUUUUAGACUGCUUCCACACAUGUAAACAUGCACACACUAAACAUAUACAUGGCCAUUUCUUGGCUUAAUUACAAUUAAAAAUGCACCCAGAUCAUACUGUAAUAUUAAAAUACCUGCAUUGUGCAUUUUUAAUAUACAGUAUGUGAUACAUUUAUGUAAGUGCCCUGUAACUGCAGUCAAAUCUUGGAACGUAAUGCUUAAAAAUAUCUUGUAGUACUUCCUUCAGUAUCAUGUGAUGUUCUUUUUGAUGGCUUAAAACUGUUCUGUUAGUGUAAAGAUGUCAUGAUGUUUUGUUUGUUUAUAUCAAAGUGAUCUUGUAGAGGUAGCUAAAAAAUAGCAUUGUUUAAGGAACAGAUAGAAAAUUAAGUCAUUAUUCACUGAAAAUCCUGUCCUCUGCCAUUGCUCUGAAAUUUCAUUUGUGAUUGCACAUUCAAACUUGGUGCCACCUCGAUAAAUAUCAUGCCAAGUUUGAUUUCACUGAUGUUAAACACCUAUGGUUCUCACCUGUCAAUAUGUGCAAUCGGUUGAACAUACGCAAGCAUGAAUGAGAUUUGCAAAGCUAUAUGGCAGAGGGUAAACUUUUUAUGCAAAUAAUGAUUUAAAUAUCAGUAAAAUACACUCACCUAAAGGAUUAUUAGGAACACCAUACUAAUACUGUGUUUGACCCCCUUUCGCCUUCAGAACUGCCUUAAUUCUACGUGGCAUUGAUUCAACAAGGUGCUGAAAGCAUUCUUUAGAAAUGUUGGCCCAUAUUGAUAGGAUAGCAUCUUGCAGUUGAUGGAGAUUUGUGGGAUGCACAUCCAGGGCACGAAGCUCCCGUUCCACCACAUCUCCCAAAGAUGCUCUGUUGGGUUGAGAUCUGGUGACUGUGGGGGCCAUUUUUGUACAGUGAACUCAUUGUCAUGUUCAAGAAACCAAUUUGAAAUGAUUCGAGCUUUGUGACAUGGUGCAUUAUCCUGCUGGAAGUAGCCAUCAGAGGAUGGGUACAUGGUGGCCAUAAAGGGAUGGACAUGGUCAGAAACAAUGCUCAGGUAGGCCGUGGCAUUUAAACGAUGCCCAAUUGGCACUAAGGGGCCUAAGUGUGCCAAGAAAACAUCCCCCACACCAUUACACCACCACCACCAGCUUGCACAGUGGUAACAAGGCAUGAUGGAUCCAUGUUCUCAUUCUGUUUACGCCAAAUUCUGACUCUACCAUCUGAAUGUCUCAACAGAAAUCGAGACUCAUCAGACCAGGCAACAUUUUUCCAGUCUUCAACUGUCCAAUUUUGGUGAGCUCUUGCAAAUUGUAGCCUCUUUUUCCUAUUUGUAGUGGAGAUGAGUGGUACCCGGUGGGGUCUUCUGCUGUUGUAGCCCAUCCGCCUCAAGGUUGUGCGUGUAGUGGCUUCACAAAUGCUUUGCUGCAUACCUCGGUUGUAACCAUAGGCGGAAAUCGCGGGGGGGUCGGGGGGGUCAGGACCCCCCAUAUCUGAGGGUUGUACCCCCUAAAAUAUCAUUAAAAUAUGUGUAUUGUAAAUAGUAUAAUGAUAUAUUCUUAAAAUAAUUGUUUAAGAAAUAAAAUAAUACAAAUGCAAACGGGGCAACAACAAAAAAACCCUUGGUGUCCCCUUCAAAAAUUGCUCUUGAGAAUUGUUAUGUUUAUUGUCCCCCACACCCCCCCCAACAUUUUGAUGAAAUUUUCGCCCCUGGUUGUAACGAGUGGUUAUUUCAGGCAAAGUUACUCUUCUAUCAGCUUGAAUCAGUCGGCCCAUUCUCCUCUGACCUCUAGCAUCAACAAGGCAUUUUCGCCCACAGGACUGCCACAUACUGGAUGUUUUUCCCUUUUCACACCAUUCUUUGUAAACCCUAGAAAUGGUUGUGCGUGAAAAUCCCAGUAACUGAGCAGAUUGUGAAAUACUCAGACCGGCCCGUCUGGCACCAACAACCAUGCCACGCUCAAAAUUGCUUAAAUCACCUUUCUUUCCCAUUCUGACAUUCAGUUUGGAGUUCAGGAGAUUGUCUUGACCAGGACCACACCCCUAAAUGCAUUGAAGCAACUGCCAUGUGAUUGGUUGAUUAGAUAAUUGCAUUAAUGAGAAAUUGAACAGGUGUUCCUAAUAAUCCUUUAGGUGAGUGUAUAUAAAUAAUAAUAAAAAAGGCUAGUGAACUAUUACUUUAACCAUAAAGAACAACAAUAUUUGAAAAUAUAUAUGCUGAGAUUUGAAUAAAACUCAGUAAAUGGAUGAUCCAAUUUGAAGUGUACAGUAUUUAACAUAAAAAUUCAUAAUUACAUUUUUAUUGAAUCUUAAUUUGGUCAAACUGUGGCCCUAUGUGGAUGUAAUUAACCUUUAGCCUGAAAUACAAGCUCCUACCAAUUAUUGAUAUAUACUAAAAUGCUUUGGCACAACCUUUAAGAUUUUGAUAGCUAUGGUGAAAGAAUAUAUCAUACUUUCAUAGUUAAUGUUUUCAGGGGCGUCGGACUGGGGGGGUAAAGGGUACCGAGUACCCAGGGCCCGAGGCAGGGGGGGGCCCUUAGAAGUCAGUUUUCUAUAAAUACAUAUUUGGUACGGGGGCCCAGCAAGAUGGUUUGUACCCAGGGCCCAAAAUUUGGUGCUACGCCCCUGAAUGUUUUAUACUUGUACUAAAUCUUUUGGCUUUUAAUUGAAGUUAUGGAACAGUUGGACUAGUUCUAAAAUGAAGAAAACACCAUAAAUAUAGCCUGUCAACCUAUAGUAUAGGAUGUCUAUUGUGUUCAGGUUUGUCUUGUUCAACUGUUCACUACUAGAUAAAAUACUGUUUUUGACACCAACUAGACUAAAGAGUUAGUUGAGGCUGUCAUGCCUGUAUCUUAGUCAGAGUUAGCGAUUGUUAAGUGUAUCUAUUGAAAAGUCAAAAAUAUAUUGACUCAUUCUGAGAUUAACCAUUAUCUUAAAGACAUUUCAAAUUUUCUUGGUGGCAAUGUUUGUUUCUUUGGUGGUGUUUGUUCUUUGUCUGGAUACGUUUACAUGAAAUUAUUCCCUAAUGUUUAUUGCUUAGAAAUUAAUUGGGUGUAUGUGUCUGACUGUAGUUGUAAUUUCAUAGUACAGAU
Molecule: messenger RNA, 7005 nt
Organism: Xyrauchen texanus (razorback sucker)
Lineage: Eukaryota; Metazoa; Chordata; Actinopteri; Cypriniformes; Catostomidae
Product: sal-like protein 3
Exons: 3
Coding region: 398-3784 (1128 amino acids)
Biological process (GO): regulation of transcription by RNA polymerase II
Cellular component (GO): nucleus
Molecular function (GO): RNA polymerase II cis-regulatory region sequence-specific DNA binding; DNA-binding transcription factor activity, RNA polymerase II-specific
Source: RefSeq, a predicted model, not a curated record